Messenger RNA from Eimeria mitis, 609 nucleotides. RefSeq lists its product as uncharacterized. Lineage: Eukaryota; Apicomplexa; Conoidasida; Eucoccidiorida; Eimeriidae. The transcript has 3 exons. The coding region runs from base 1 to 609 and encodes 202 amino acids. The record is from RefSeq and is a predicted model, not a curated record.
AUGUUUCUCUCUGACUUUAAAAAAGCUGCAAGAUCGUCUCCUUCUUUUUUGUCUCUUCUUGGUGUCGAUAUAAACACCACUGCAGCAGACGCUAAUUAUAAUAAACUAAUACAACAGUUCAAUACAGGGGGCUCUGCUAACGAGGGCUACGCACCAGGCUCCGAGCUGCCUCACAAGACACAGCAGCAGCAGCAGCAGCAGCAGCAGCAGCAGCAGCAGCAGGAGCACCGGGUAGUGAUAGAUAAGCGUAGACAGCUGCGGCAGCUGCAGCACCUGCGGCAGCAGCAGCAGCAACUGCAGCAGGAGCAUCAGCAGCACCUGCAGCAGCUGCAGCAGUGCGCAGCACAGCUAGAAGAGAUAGAAAGAAAGUUUAAUAAAAUAAAACAAGAGAUGCAGACACCAGAAGGUAUACAACAACCUCCUCCUGCUGCUGCUGCUGCUGCUGCUGCUGCUGCUGCUGCUGCGGCUCCUGCUGCUGCUGCUGCUGAUGAUGAUGAUGAUUAUGAAGAUGAAGAUGAUGAUGCAACACCAGGAGACUGCAUUGCUCUGGCCAAUCGUGCUGCAACCCAAACAGCAGCAGCAGCAGCAGUAUUGGGGUUCAUGGCGUAG